This is a messenger RNA of Ictalurus punctatus (channel catfish), 2269 nucleotides long. RefSeq names its product DAN domain family, member 5 (gene dand5). The coding region runs from base 1078 to 1944 and encodes 288 amino acids. The record is from RefSeq and is a predicted model, not a curated record. The transcript has 5 exons. Lineage: Eukaryota; Metazoa; Chordata; Actinopteri; Siluriformes; Ictaluridae.
ACCUGUACUUGUUUCUGUCUAACGACGUGCUGACAACGACGCCUAGACCUGUGACACAAAGGCUGACAGACAGCACAGAGAACUUGGCACUCUCGUGUGUCAGCGCCUUGCUAAUGAACCGUCCGUAGUCAUGUUAACAGCACACGGUGCUGGUUUACAAAUCUUCAAGCGGCAAUUUCUUUCUUUAUAAUGACUCCCAAGCCCUUUCGUCUUGCCGAGACUUGCGAUCUGAGACCGUGGAGCGAAAAAAAAAACAAAAAAAACCCUCCCUUUCCUCCGUGAGUGAAAACCAGGGCUGUUACAGAUCUCCACCAGGACUUCACCCAACGACAUGUUGCUUUUAUGGGUACCGGAGCACGGUUAACCCUCAGUACUGCAGCGCUCGGGUCGAGAGCGAAGCAUACAGGUCAUGACCCUUUAAUAAAGCAUCGUGUGUCAGGUAUAAACUGGAACUCGACACACUGCAGCAAGUUUUUGAGGAUGUGCCAUACAUGAACUCGUCACACUCGGGGGACUCGCGAAGCCGGUUUUACACUUAUUUAUUUAUUUAUUUAUUUUUAAAAACGUGGCAUACUACCAGCUCGAAUAUUAUCUCCUGGAUGAUUCAACUGUUAAGUACAACCAAUAGUAGAACAAAGAGCGAAGCUUUCAUCUCCCCGUGCACGUAUACCGUCUCGUCCGACUCCUUAACGCACGUGAGAGUCUGCGAAGGUUUCAGAGAGACACGACGUUUUGACGUUUUGGACAGAAAUGGAAAAAACCGUGAGAACGAGACUCCGUGUAGGUGGCCCUUUCCGGCAUCUGACAGAACAUUUCACUGACUGACUGCUCUGACCGUCAAUCCAGAUCGACCUCAGUGAUGUUUAUCCACAGCGUUAAAUGGAGCUUUCUAGAUUGACAUGUGACCAUCGGAAGACCCGAAGACUGAGUGGUCAGCUUUUAUUUUUCAGUUCCCACGGCUCUGUGAGCUCCUGAGCGCGUUAUCACCACCUCUCCAACUCACCUGCUGUAAAACACCAAGCUGUAGUGUGUUAACUUUCCCUCGCUUUACACUCCUGAGACGAUGCUGAUGAUGUGAUGAUUACUGCACCAGUUAUGGCACUUAAAAGGAGCAGAAGCUACCUGAGCAUCUUUAUAAGCGCGAGCUCUGCGCGUUCACUUCACACAGACAGCAAGGCUAAUCUUCUCUUGAACAAGAUGCGCGCUCUUGGUUUGGCCACGUUCCUGGCUCUGGCUGCUUGUCUGUGCGCGCUCCCGCGGCACGUCAGCCAGGACCUUCCUAAGCGCGCGGCGUUUUCAGAUCUCGAGUUCUCCGGUAACGGAGCAGGUAACGAACCGGUCAGGGGAUCCGUGAGAGUGGUUAAAGUGAGUCCGCACUUUCUGCGUCAUCCCCCGGGUCUGCUCGGGAAACCCGCACUGAAGCGGGGCCCGUUUCCAGCCUUCUUGGAGCUGGGUCGCCCCGGGCCUUCUGCGCACGCGCACGCACCUGCAGCGUCGCUCCCGCACCUGAGCGCGAGCUACACCGGCGCCGACGCCAGGAAGAGACAAGGCCUGGAGAUGUGGCAGAGGGUGAUGCAAAAAAGCGAGCCAGGCAAAGAGGUCCUCUCACUGCCAUUUAACUCCAGAGAUGCGGGAACGCAGAGCUGUGCGGCGCUGCCCUUCACCCAGCGGAUAACCGAGGAGGGCUGUGAACCGAUAACCGUCCAGAAUAAGCUGUGUUUCGGUCAGUGCAACUCCAUGUUCGUGCCCCCCAACGGAGGAUCCGGCAUGCACCGCGGCGGCCCGUCUUGCUCACGCUGUGGCCCGUCCAGAGCGCGCACCGUGCACGUGCCCAUGCGCUGUGGCUCGCAGGUCCGAGAGAAGCGCGUGAUGCUGGUAGAGGAGUGCAAGUGCGAAACCGGAAGAGAGGAAGAGAAGUCUGAUAACAAGCCCAUGCAUUUAUAACCCGCACUGCCAAAGUGUGUGUGUGUGUGUGUGUGUGUGAUUGAGUGAGUGAGUGAAUGAUGACAAGAGCGCUUAUUCGCAGAAUUCUACCCAAGCUCCUACUUUUUGACGAGAGAACCUCAUGAGGUUCUUUAAUCGGUUUUGUUAGUUUGAUUUUCCAAACUGAAACUUUAUCCAAGCAUCCGUUUGGUCGUUCCAGCGGAUUAUUUUACUCCAACAUGUCAUUGCAUGCUUUUACCGAGUGAUGUCGCUGUUGCACGACGAUUCUGUAGGCUACCUGACACAAUAACUGUUUUUAAGUUAUAAAGCAAGAUACUUUUGUAUA